Molecule: messenger RNA, 6394 nt
Organism: Scophthalmus maximus (turbot)
Lineage: Eukaryota; Metazoa; Chordata; Actinopteri; Pleuronectiformes; Scophthalmidae
Product: nectin-2
Exons: 7
Coding region: 437-2032 (531 amino acids)
Source: RefSeq, a predicted model, not a curated record
UCACCCAGUCAGUUCCACACACACACACACACACACACACACACAGUCGGACCGCCGUGCGCUCUGACGCGCAGCAACUCGUCGUCGGAGCAGCGAGAGCGCGCAGCGGCACCUCAUCACGCACACUCCGCGCCAGCUGGGCGACAUUUUCACCUGUGCGCUGCCGGGACGCGUUCACGAGGAUACCCGUCCGUCUGCGGGACACUUCAGACACGACCCUCUGGUCGGAGCCCCUGCGUCUGUCCUGUGAGCCAAACAAGUUUCUCGUCCCGUUAACAUAUAUAUAUAUAUAUAUAUAUAUAUAUUUUAUUUUUUGUUUGGUUGCCUUGUGGCGCGAGUGAGAUUCCACGCAGAGGCUGCGGCUGCCGGUGUGCACUUCGUUUCUCUCCCGGAGAGGCUGCGCGCCGGGUUCCACGAGGAGGACCGGAGUCCAACCAUGGCGAGACGCGACGCCCGAAACUGGCGUGACUGCACAAAACUGGUCGGGCUGCUCUGCCUGGCCGCGUCGAUGCUCACAGAACACGGAGCGGCAGGUCAGCGAGUGAAGGUGGAGCCAGAGGUCUUGUCGUAUCCUGGCCAGACAGUGAACCUGCGCUGUGCCUUCACUGAUGCUACUGGCAUUCAGCUGACAAUGGCCUUGUGGCUGUACGAGACGAAGGACGGAGAUAGGAUCAACAUCGCUGUAUUUCAUCCCAAAUAUGAGCCCAACUACCCUGACUCGCCUCUGAAGGGCAGGGUCAGCUUCUCGCCCAGCCCCCCAAACCUGGCCAGCCCUUCCAUCCAGAUUAGCGACGUGAGGAUGACCGAUGAGGGGAAGUACAUCUGCGAUUAUGCUACCUACCCAAUCGGCAACGAGCAGGGCUUCACCCAACUUGUCAUGCUGGCUAAGCCUCAGAACGCUGCUUCCAUUGUAACAGUGGAGGCGGGCACUAAGCCGGUCGUGGUGGCACGCUGCGAGUCCGUAGAUGGCCGCCCCCCUUCGCAGAUAUCCUGGGUGACCGCAGCCAAUGGCAAUGGCACAACAGUGUCGAAGCCGGGCAAAGACAACACCGUGACAGUUACCAGCGAGUACCGCAUGGUUCCCACAGCAGCAGACAACGGGAAAGACCUCAGUUGUGUGGUUUCGCACAGGACCCAAGUCAAACCUGAAAGCUUCCCAUUGAAGCUUGCAGUUCAAUACGCCCCUCAGGUGACUAUAGUGGGUUAUGACAAUAAUUGGUACGUUGGUCGCACAAAUGUGAUGCUCACCUGCCAAGCAACUGGAAACCCUGUCCCGAUCUCUGUCCAGUGGAAGACAAUGUCAGGAGAGCUGCCAGACACGGUGCAGAUCACAGGCAACGAGCUGAAGGUGCUGAAGGUGGACGAGGCUGUCAACACCACUUUUGUCUGUGAGGUCAAGAACCGCAUAGGGACCAGCAAGGAUCAGGUCACAGCCAUUGUCAGAGAGCCCUCAGAGAACCCAUCCAAUGCCGGCGUGGUGGCGGGAGCUGUGAUUGGCUCCCUGCUGGCCCUCCUUUUGGUCGCUGCUCUCAUUGCCGUGCUCGUGACCCGUAGCCGCAGGCAACAGCAAGGUUACCGCGCCAAUGGCGGCAGUGACAUGAAGACGCGCAUAUUUGGCGGUGGCAAGAAGGCCAGCAAGAAUGGCACAAGUGGAGGUGCAGGGAGCGGCGGAGUCGGAGGCGGUAACAACAACGGGCCCAUCUAUGUUUACAACGAAAGCUCAUCCCACCACGGCCUCGGAGAGAAAAACAACCACCACCAGCCGCUCACCAUGGGAAGUCGGCCUGACGUUGUCACCACUGCACCCAGCGCCCAAGACAUCCUGUUAAGCAGCGAAUUAGACGACGCAGAGAGGAGGAAGUUCGAUGAGCUGGAGGAGGACGAGCGGUAUGACCACUUCACUGGAGGCGCCCCCAUCCUUCAGCUUCGCCCACACAAUGACCAGGAGGAUAUGAUUGGAGAUUACCUGGAUGAUGACAUGGAGUCCCAGCGUGAUGGCUCCGUCAUCUCACGGACUGCAGUUUAUGUAUAGAGGAGGAGAAGAUGGAAAGAGGAGGAAAAAAAAGAGAAUUGGAGGAUCCCUCCCGAGGAUUUUGUGGUUUCAGGAUACCUGCUAGAAAAGAGAAGAUGAUACCAUUUUAUUUUUGACAAUUUGAUUUUAAAUAUAGCCUAUUAUUAAACACAGUGCAGCCCCAAAACUGACUGAAUGAACAUAAGGGUGUGGUGGGAUAUUGUGAAAGGAGUUUUUUUUGGUCCCUAAGAUCUGAAAAUCAAACAGAAAAGAAACGACCUGUCUCCCACCACUUCUGCUCAUGCUAUCACUUAUCACUGGGACCUUGACAAGAACUCUUGACAGACCAAAAGAGGAAAACUAUGUAAUGUAGGAGGAAGAUAAUAGAAUCAUGAUACAAGCUUGGCUGUAGAGGAGGCAUCGCACAUGCAUAUUCACUCUUAUCUUCACCAAAACCUUAGAAGGGGCUGUCAGGAAGUUCCGUUUUGUUUCCUCCUGUGGGAAACCUUUUGUUUUGGUAAUGCGUUGUGCUGUGACAGCUGGUGGGUAGUUACUACCUAGUGAUGGGUUGGGGGGAGAAACAUCCAAAGGUAUAGACAGUAACCAUCAGGUGAUUUAGAGAAGAGAAAGAUGUAUUUUUCUCACGUCUGCUGACUCCUCUCCACUCUCUCUGCCUUCUUCGCAAAACACCUCAACUAUCAGUCACAGUAGACACUUGAAUUUACGAAAUUUGAAAAGACUAUUUGGUCCGUAUUUGCUGCAGAAAAUGCAAGAGUAGCCGAGUUUAACAAAGUUUGCAGAGUUUGAAGCAUGUUCUUAAUGAGGAGGUCGCAUGCAAACUUUUGUUCCUCGCCUGGAGGUAAGACACGGUAAACAGGAACUGAGGGAAUGAGAUGUAGCCAAUGUGACAGGGUCAAGGGAGGAGGAGAGGAAUGCAGGAGACAGGAGGACUGGAGAGGAGCAUGUCUUUUCUUCUCUCUUCCUCCUCAUCCCCGUCUCUUCAGAGCACUCCUGACAGGAGGAGCCUGAUUGGUAAUGAGCCGUGAAGUCACUCGCUUAGCCGGGGCCAACAGAUUGCCAUCGUUUAUGACGUGGCGAUUUCUCCCCCCGCCCACCGCCAUCUCUCUAUCGUCCCUCCAUCUCUCCCUCUCCCCCUACUCAUCCCCCCCUCCCAGUGUUUAUGGGGAGUUUAUGAUUUAUCCAGGGCGGUGUCGAGGUCAGGGCCACGGAGACCAGGGGAGUAUUUCACUGCUCCUGAUGUGUCAAACGCCCCACUUACUCUAUUCCUGGCCAGCCUGCCCUGACAUGCCAGGACUGGCUAAUCCACCUGGAGUGGCCCCCACUUCUCCAUGCAGACUCGACCACCUCCUCCCAUACAGUACUCGAGUAAAUGGACAGUUGUAACAGAACCCCGACUCCGAUGUGUGGCCGCGCUAGGUUAGAUCGAUUUUCAAUGAGAUCACGUAAUAUUCCUUUCCAUUUUAGGAUGUUGUUAAAUGCUGCGAAUUGAUUGGGAAACAUAAAAGGUUGCAUCCACGGCAAAGCUAUGGGAGUCAUAUUGACUAAUGAGCAACAAGCAGUAACACAGCCCUUUAUGAUGCAGCUUCAGGGCUGAUUGUCCCCUGACUGUUAAUUUAUCCUUCUAACAAGCCACCUGAGGCCGACUUAAAGAAAUAUAUUGUUCCAUGCUGUACACCGCUGUCUUUGAGGCAUGUGUCACUGUAUUUACGCAGCCACUGGAUGACUGUGCUGGACAAUCUUGGAGAGAAUCUCUUUUGUAGCUUCUCCAAUCAUGCUUUUCCCAGACUUCUAAUCAACUCCCCCUUGACUCACCGGGAAUCUGGGGAGCGUGGUCUAGAGAUGACUGUGCUGACCUCUUGGAAGGCCCAGCGAAGAUCUGGGUUGCAGUCCGCUGCAGGUCGUGAGGUCAAAUGCAGGGUGACCCAUUGCCAAGGGCAAGGAUGACUGCACUUACCCGCUUUUCUUAUCAUGGCAGUUUUUACCCUUGAACUUUAGAUGUGAGACACACUCACAUAAAAGUGUGUGUGUGUGUAGAGUUUUUCUGUCAGGACAAUGUUUGCCAUUGUGAUGGCUGUUAACCUUUUCGAGAGGUGGAGGGAGAAUAGGAGAGCGACACAGGAGGCAGAUGACAAAAAUAGAGGCAGUGUUUAGUGUUUGACCAACGUCUGGCAUAUUGUAAGCCGGUGUGUUCAAUAGCAUUAUUGUCUAUUGGCCUUAGUUCAUAUAUAAAUGCAACUCCUGUCAAACUGGGGUACCGUCAAUUUUACCGAACGCAGCUGAUUUGUCACAACCACUCUAAAUAAAAAGCAUUACUUAUUUUUGCACUUGUGUGUCACGACUACAAAGAGUGUAAUGAGUGUCAUACUAGCUUCGUGGGGUAAAAAAAAAAAAAAAAGCGACAAGGGACAAAACUACUGUAUGUACAUUUUGGUGUCAGGUAUCUGUGUACAAUAUAUGUAAGCAUUUUUAUUUUUCUCGUGAAAAUGUGGAUAUUUAUGAAAAUGUAAAUAUCAGAUCAGUGGAGCAAGUUUUGUGGAAGUGGAGAUGAAGGAGCUCUGGGUUGAACUUAACCCUCGAGUCCCAAUGUCUGAGGGCAUUCAGAAUGUAAUUUCUAAUCUCAGUAGUUUGGGUGUUUCAACAUACUAAACUGACUGAGCUUAGUCUACCUAAAGCCUACAAGUUUAAAAUUAUAUAUGCUUGUAUAAUUUUUGGUUCCAGUUGGCAUUGCCUGCAUUUCUACAUAAUAAGCACAGUGUUUUUUAGGUUUUUUUUGAGCUCAAUUGGCUUCUCCUUCUCUGUGACAGCUGCUCUGCACAAUGCAAAAAGACACACAAUACUCAUAAUUUAUCAGGUUGACCAUAACCACGCAAGAGAUUGUCUGUUUGUUUGCUCUGUGUGUGUAUAUAGGUGUCAGUGUGUAUUGCCGUGAUGCUCUGGGGCUUUGGGACAGUUCUCUCUGCCAUUGGGGCUAUAACCUGAGUAGCCACCUUUUGUCACCAUGGAGAGCUGGCAAACUGGACAUAUUGUGCAUUUCGAAGACACACACACACACACACACACACACACACACACACACACACACACACACACACACUGUACAUAUACAUACACAGAAUGCAGAGAAACAUUCGCCCACACACAAACACCCCUCAGUCACUCUCAUUAUGCUCACUCCCACAGCCAAACUGUGCAGAAGACACCUCGUACCUGACAACUCUGCCAUCUCCUGACACAAGCCCACACAAAUAUGCUUGCAUAGCUGCACACACACACACGCGGAAACUUUUCUCUCCUUGCUCAGUGGCUCCGUCAGGACAAAUAACGUGUCCUGUUAGAGUGCAAAGAGUCGCAGCAUGAUGUGUCCCCUGCUCCACUGCUUUCCAUCCCCCAAAUUAUCCAACCGGUUCCCAAAUCAAUGACCACUUUGAACAAAGACAACUGCACAUUCAGGGACGCACAACUCUCACCUAGUGUCAGAGAAACUGACUUUUUAGGGAACCGUUUGUCCGUCCCACUUUUGUUCUACACCCAAGAUAUAGCGCCUUUGUGCCGACCUCCUCCUCCCCCCUGCAGGAUGCCUUUGAAUGCUUUCAGACCGCCACAUCUUCCUACUCGUCUCCCGUUUUAGUGUUUUCGACUUUUCUCACCGCCACCUGCAACACCUCCACCACCUCCACAGACGCACCCUCUUGCCACGACUUCUGCUCCCAAAGUAAGGCUUGUCAGACAAAAUGCCUUUAAAGAAAUCCUGGUUUCGGUCUAGCACGAAGGCUAGAUAGUCAAAAUGCCCAACAUUUUUCUUUUCCACAUACUGUUGCUAUUUCUUUCGCUCCACACAUCUGAUGACUAAUCAAAGCCUUAACAUCUCCCAUCUCACUCAUGAAGGAAAAAAAACAACCUAUCUGUGUACAUAGUAUAAAUAUAUAAAUAUGUACUAGAGGAAAAAUUACUAAUUUAUGGUGUCACGUUUGUGUAUUUCUCAGUGACAGCAAGCAUGAAGAAUUUAUUUUCUCCUAUUACAGUUUCACCUCUUUUCUGUUAUUUUGCAGUGCUUUAUAAUUUAUGUCUUCUGAGUGCUUUAUUCAUGACUGCUGCGCUGUGAUUGCUGCCAAAACUGGCAAAUGUGCUUCUUCUAUACAAAUGAACUGUACACACAUCUACACAGUCUUGCCCCAAAAUGUGCUUUUUAUUAUGUAGUGUAAAAGUUGUUUUAUUUUCUUCUUUUUGUAUUUUUUAAUUUCAAAUCUAUUUUGUUCUUUAAAAAAGACAGAAUUUCAAAUUGUUGUCACUAUUUUGUGUCAAGUCUUUCUAUAUUUUUUCGUAUUUGGUUGCUAUUAAAGAUUUCUGGAUUUUUGAAAUGUC